CUCAACCUAGACAAACAAAACUUCAUUCCCUUUGCAAAUAUACUACCAAUACACCACCGUUAGUUCUCAAAAUGAAUAACCUUGUAGCUUUCUUCACCUUUACUCUCUUAGUUUCUCUUUCUGAUCAAGCUAUUGAGCUCGACUUUUGUGUAGGAGAUACUACUCUUCCAAGGGGACCUAAAGGGUUCGCUUGUAAGGAUCCUGCUAACGUCACCACCGAUGAUUUCGUAUUCACUGGCUUUCGUCAUGAAAGUUUCACCGCAAAUCUAUUUAGAAGCAACGUUACUUUAGGAUUUGUGGAUAAUUUCCCAGCUUUGAAUGGUUUAGGUAUUUCCAUGGCAAGAUUAGACUUUGCUGUUGGUGGAGUUAUACCAGUACACUCCCACCGAACAUCAGAAGUUAUAAUCGUGACAAGAGGGUCUAUAAUUGCAGGAUUUAUUGAUGCAACUAAUAAUGCAUUCUACAGAAGGCUUGAGGUUGGAGAUGUUAUGAUCUUCCCACAAACCAUGCUUCACUUUCAAAUCAACGUUGGCAGAACCCCGGCUACUGCCAUUGUUAGCUUGAACGGUGCAAACCCUGCGGUCCAAUUCACCACCACCUCCUUAUUUGCUGGCAAUUUACCUGCUCAUAUUGCUCAACAAAUCACUCUUCUAAGCCAAGACGAAGUAAUGAGAAUGAAGAGGCUAUUUGGCACCGCUUAGUUUUUUUUUUUUCUCACUAAAGUUAAAUUAUUAGUUUUCUCAAUAAAUGUAUGAGACAUUGUACGUGUUUGUGUUAUCUUUCAUAUUCAUCCUUUAAAGUGUAAGCAAAUUUACCUUGUAUUUCAUGUAACAUUGAAUUGAAACAAAUGUUUUUCCCUAUUAAGCUUUGGUC
Molecule: messenger RNA, 873 nt
Organism: Spinacia oleracea (spinach)
Lineage: Eukaryota; Viridiplantae; Streptophyta; Magnoliopsida; Caryophyllales; Amaranthaceae
Product: auxin-binding protein ABP20-like
Exons: 1
Coding region: 72-701 (209 amino acids)
Molecular function (GO): manganese ion binding
Source: RefSeq, a predicted model, not a curated record